Molecule: messenger RNA, 892 nt
Organism: Vigna umbellata (rice bean)
Lineage: Eukaryota; Viridiplantae; Streptophyta; Magnoliopsida; Fabales; Fabaceae
Source: RefSeq, a predicted model, not a curated record
AUCAAGAUCUCGCUUCACAGGUCAAGCAAUGAAUGAUACACUAGAUAACAACAUCAGUGAAGCUUUCAACAGUGUUCUUAUUCAUGCAAGAGGAAAACCAAUUAUCACCAUUAUGGAGGAUAUCAGAGUUUAUCUCAUGAAAAGGUGGGCCACCUAUAAAACCAAGGUGGCAUCUAUGGACUUCACCAUAUGCCCAAAGAUAAAGAAGAGACUUCAGAAGGAAUGUAAUAUGUCAAGAUUUUGGGUGCCAAGUUGGUCUGCACGAAAUAUUUUUGAGGUUAGGCAUACUUCAUCAGUUGGGAACAAGUUCACACUGGACCUGGACACAAAGGAGUGUAGCUGCAGAAAGUGGAUGAUUAGUGUCAUCCCAUGCUGUCAUGCAAUUGCAGCAAUGAACUACUCCAACGUUGAUUCAGAGAAUUUUAUCCCCACUUUGUUCACAAGAUCCACCUAUGAAGAGGUGUAUGCGUCCAUAAUUUUUCCACUCAAUGGCCACCUAUUAUGGGAAACCACAAAUUUCAAUGAUUUAUUACCCCCAGUGAUGAGGAAGAUGCCUGGGAGGCCAAAGAAAAAAAGGAGGUUGGAAGCAUGGGAGCUAACUAAGGAUGACACUCAAAUGCGUGUUGGUGGACAUAGGAAAAAAUGUAGUAUUUGUCGUCAGAGGGAGCACAACAAGAAUAAAUGCCCUUUAAAGCCCCAGCCAGUAGAAACAACACAACCAUCACAGCCACCUCCAAGUUCCCCGACCCCUCAACCAUCACAGCCACCAAGUCCCCAAUCAUCCAGUCCAACAAAAUGCAAAGUCAGAAGAAAAGAUACUUAGAUGAAUUGGUUUAUUAGAUAGUUAACUUACAUGGUAUGGUGGUGUAAUAUGUACUGUUUGUUAGAUGAA